AUACUAAACUUGUAGAAAUCCCACUGGAAACGCAAUCGCGUCGUUGUCGUUUCGUUUACGAUCAAUUGUAGAACUUUCAGCAAGUCUACUACUUAUUUCCUUCAGCCUCUUGGAACUUUGUAGGAAGUGUCAGUUUAUUUUAAUUAUUAUUCCAUUUUACUACUCAAGUUUAUUUCUCUCUACUCUCGCAGUUUAUUUUUUCGUAGCAUGGAUACAUUCAUAUUUCGUGCAAAUUGAAGAUGGCGUCCUAUUUGAAUAAUCAGAAAAGUAUUAAAUGUUGAUAAAGACUGAUAUAGCACAAGUUUUGAUAUAUUUGGAUUUAAUAAUAAAUCUUAAAAUGAUAUUCAUUCAUCUUAUUCCUCAAAAAAGCGGCAGAAAUAUAUUUCGGUUGUAAAUAUAUCUCAAAGCCAUAUAUUUCGGUUGUUGGUUGCACUGUCAUUCAUGAAGAUCCUUUUUGACGAAGAGGUGUUUGGAGAAAUUGUACACGAUGGCGGAUCAGACUGAACGUUCAUUUCAAAGGCAGCCAACCAUUUUCCUAAACAGGAAGAAGGGCCUUGGCGCAAAGAAGAGAAAAUCGCUCCGUUACACGCGAAACAUUGGUUUGGGUUUUAAGACCCCUCGUGAGGCCAUUGAUGGAACAUACAUUGACAAGAAGUGUCCUUUCACCGGCAAUGUAUCGAUUAGAGGACGCAUUUUGACCGGCGUUGUACAGAAAAUGAAAAUGCAGAGAACCAUCGUCAUUCGCCGAGAUUAUCUGCAUUACAUCAGAAAGUAUAAUCGUUUCGAGAAGAGGCAUAGGAAUAUGUCAGUUCACCUUUCGCCGUGCUUCAGAGACGUGGAGAUCGGCGAUGUGGUGACCGUUGGCGAAUGCAGACCUUUGAGCAAAACUGUCAGAUUCAAUGUAUUGAAAGUUACUAAAGGUCAAGGUUCAAAGAAAAGUUUUAAGAAAUUCUAAACAGUUUCUGUAAUGUUUCAUUAAAAAAAAUGGAAAGCUA
Nilaparvata lugens (brown planthopper) is the source of this 995-nucleotide messenger RNA. It is a transcript of the gene RpS11, whose product is annotated as 40S ribosomal protein S11. NCBI's taxonomy places the organism in Eukaryota, Metazoa, Arthropoda, Insecta, Hemiptera, Delphacidae. Gene Ontology annotation, molecular function: structural constituent of ribosome. Gene Ontology annotation, cellular component: ribosome; cytosolic small ribosomal subunit. Gene Ontology annotation, biological process: translation. The transcript has 4 exons. The coding region runs from base 488 to 955 and encodes 155 amino acids. The record is from RefSeq and is a predicted model, not a curated record.